UCAGAUCGUUACCAAUUAGAUCUGUGCCAGUAGCAUCCAGUCUCGAAGACCAGCUUGUCCUACAAAAACCCGUGCAAAACCUCGAACCCCAAGGCACAAUGGCGAAGAAAUUGAUGGUUUGUGCUUUCGUUGCGCUGGCCCUGGUUGCCGUAAUUCAGGCGAACGAUCUCAUCCUGGGUAACAUCAACGCUGGCGACCGUAUCCUCUACUCCGCGGUUUCAGCAGCUGCCGGCCUUCCCGGUGGUAUCGUUAGCCGCCAGGUAAACUACAAUAGCGUCUACAACAUUACCGCGAUUCGGGCUUACGACCGCACGCUCAAUCGCACGGGCCAAGCCCAUCUUACUGGCGGCGGUUUGUACCAGCGGUUCGCCUAUCUCAACCUGACAACCCGUUACAUCAGCAAUCCGCUAGACUUUUUGGUGGAAAUUUACGGCCGAUAAAGACGUGAGCGUAGGGGGUACUUCAAAUAGAAAAUAAAAUGCAUCAGCUAUAGUAACUGAGAGGAACUACCUUUGAAA
Messenger RNA from Anopheles aquasalis, 518 nucleotides. RefSeq lists its product as uncharacterized. The record is from RefSeq and is a predicted model, not a curated record. Lineage: Eukaryota; Metazoa; Arthropoda; Insecta; Diptera; Culicidae.